GAGGUCACGCCCCGACCUGAGGAGAGCUGGCGCCCAGACCCUUCCCCCGGGGAGGAGGGCUCCCGCGCGAAGCCGUCUCCGAAUGCGUCCAGUCGACUCACCGUCCCCGCAGCCCUGGGGCAGCGGCCGCAACAGCAGGACCGAACGCCUCGGCAGCUGGCAGUCGCACUUCUGUCACAAGGAGGCGGUUCCCCUGUCUUGAUACAUUGGCUCUAUCUGGGCAGCCAGGAAGAAGAACCCACUGGGUGGCUACUUGCUCAGAAACAGGGUCUCACUAUGUUGCCCAGGCUGCUCUCGAACUCCUGGCUUCAAGCAGUCCUCCCGCCUUUGCCUCCCCAAAGUGCUGGGAUUACAGGCCUGAACCCCCACACCCACCCAGCCAGUACUUCAGAUUCUUAUCUCUUUGUAAAACCUGGGUCUUCCUAACUCCAAGAAACCUGUCUUCUGCCCGGAUUCGAGAAAAUUCCAAGGAGGGAGCUGCCUCUCCAUCCCUUCCAUAUGUGCUUCUAGGAAAAAGUUACCAGUCUCACAUCACCAGAGGGCUUGAAUGAAGAGGCUGCCAUCAGCUAUUCAAACAUUCAUCCAAUAUUAACUGAGCACCUACUCUGGGUGAGGCUUACCAGGGAGCACCUGCCCCACUCCAGACUUUGAAUUGCGCCCGUUUCAUCACAUUCUUUGGUGUCCUGGCAACCAGAGACUCUGAUCUGAGCUCCAGCCAGAACAGAGGCCAUUCCUCCCUGACUGCUGUGACUCACCACCACCCCAGGCCUCUGAGGACCAGUCCAUGUAGCUCUCGGAACCACUGAAAGCUACCCCUUGUCCUUGAGGACACCUGGAACCCCAGCCCCACUGACCCACCCUGGCAGGAUGAGCUUCUCACUCACGUUCACCGAGCUGGCCAACAUCGCCAUCCCACAGUGCGGGGUGCUGAACUUCAAGGCCCUGCACCUCCUGCUGCACGGCAUCUUGGAGCACAUCCACAUGGCCGAGCUCAAGAAAGUCCUCUCAGGCGAUGAGGACUUCCUGCAGACCUCGCAGGUGGUCAUCAUGCCCAGGGAAGGAGACGCCCAGCCUAUCCUCAACCCCAUGAAGAGGCUCAGCAAUGUCUUCGACCACGUGGUGAGCCGCCUCGACAAGUUGGAGAACCAGCUGGCCCUGCUGCAGGACCUGCCCUCCACUGCCCAGCUGCUGGAAGCCAGCCAGGGCACUGCCCGGCCCGUCCAGGACCUGUGGCAUCUGAUCAAGCUCCGGAAGAUGGUGGAGGGUCAUGAUGAAGUCAUGGCCAAGUCAAUGCAGACCCUGCAGGACUUGCUCACUGAUCUUCAUGCACUCCAGGUCACCAUCACAGCCCUCAGAAAAGAAGUGGACAUGCUGAAGAACAUGCUUGACAAGGUACACCCAGAAAGAAUGGACAUCUUUGCUGAAGACUUCAAAAUACAGAACUGGAAGAUGGUUGCACUGCAGCGGGAAGUGGCUUCUCUCCAGAAUAAGUUUAAAACCAUCCCCAAAACCGAGGACAUGGUGCUCUGGAGUGGCCUUCAUGAUGCCAUGUUCACCUCAGAAAUUGGUUCAUCACCACUGGACCUGUGGCAGUCUGUAGAGCAGCUCCCAGAGGCUGCCCUGGCCCAGACCACCAAGUACCUUGAAGCUACUCGUGCCAUCCAGGUCUCCGAGCCCGUCCAAAACCCCCAGCUACUGCAGACUGUCUGGCAUUAUGAGGUCCCAGAGCUCCUCCCGGAGGGCUCAUCUGCCCAAGCAGUUUCACUCAGCAGAGCCCAGGAGCCAGCGCAGCCUCCGGCCCUCACGCCUGAGUCUGCACCUGGGUGCACAACUGAAUUUGCACCUGGGCCUGCACCUGGGACUGAACCUGUGCCAGGACUGGAGCUGGGGCUGGAGCUGGAGCCUGUGCCUGCCCUGGGGCCUGUCCCAGGGCCCAGUGUGACACCUGGGUCCUUGCCAGCACCUUGGCCUGUGCUUGGACCUGUGCCUGCCCCAGGUGCCCAGCCUCCACCACUGGGAGACUGGCCUGCACUCCCAAGACGCUGGCCUCUUCCCCAAGGCUGGCCCAGGGUGGGCUCUUGGCCUCUGUGGGACUUAGGUGUCCUGCGGCCAACUCAGCCCCAACCCUCCAGGGCCCCACCACCAGCCACUGAGUUUGGCUCAUUGUGGCCUCGACCACUCCAGCCAUAUCAGUCUCGCCAGGGAGAAGCCCUCCAGCUCGCAGCUGUCCAAGUAAAGGGGGAGGAAAAUGAUGUCCCCAGCCUAAGGGGCCUUCGGGAGAGGGCCCGCAAGGAUGGGGCCCCCAAGGAUAGAACUCGCAAGGAUGGGGUCCCCAAAGAUAGAGGUGGCAAGGAUGUGGACCCCAAGGAUAGAGCUCACAAGGAUGAUGUCCCCAAAGAUAGAGGUGGCAAGGAUGUGGACCCCAAGGAUAGAGCUCACAAGGAUGAUGUCCCCAAAGAUAGAGGUGGCAAAGAUGGGGACCCCAAGGAUAGAGUUGGCAAGGAUGGGGCCCCCAAGGAAGCACAGCCUAAGGCUCCCCAGUCUGCCCUUCACCGGCUGAAAACCACCGCUGCCAUCGCCGCCGCUGCCGCCGCAGCCUACGCCGCUGCCACAUCCUCCGCUGCCCAGGCAGCCAAAGUUGCUGCCAAGUUUGUCAAGGAUGCCCCAGCCACCAAAAUGGCCGCCAUUGCAACAGACACGGCUGCAGCUGGGCCCCUAGGGGUCUUUGCAGAUGUCCUGGGUGCAGGGCCUUCCCGGGGAGCCACAGAAUCCCAGAUCUUGGGCGAUGAUUCCGAAAUCUACGAAAUCCUCUCUCCCUCCUACUCUGCUGCCAGCAUCGGUCCCGAUCCAGCCCUGUCCCAGGCCAUGGUGGCUACCAAGCAGGCCAUGAGCCCUGAAGACAAGAAGAGGGCUGUCAAGUAUUCCAUGAGCCACAUAGCCCAGAUACCUGUCAAACACGACUCUCUGAAGGAAGAAUUUGCCCAGCUGUCCUGUAACCUGAACCAGCGCUUGAGUUAUCUAGCCAAUAUGGGAGGUCCUUCCAGCCUCGGGACAACAGUGGACAUAUUGCAGAAAAAGAUUGGCAGCCUCCAGAAAUCUAGGCUCAAGGAGGAAGAACUUGAGAGAAUUUGGGGCAACCAAAUAGAGAUGAUGAAGGAUCGCUACAUCACUUUGGACAAGGCGGUGGAGAACCUGCAGAUUCGCAUGGAUGAGUUCAAGACUCUCCAGGCUCAAAUCAAAAGACUGGAAAUGAACAAGGUGAAUAAGAGCACGAUGGAGGAGGAGCUGAGAGAGAAAGCUGACAGGAGUGCCCUGGCAGGCAAGGCAAGCCGCGUUGACCUGGAGACUGUGGCCUUGGAGCUGAACGAGAUGAUUCAGGGCAUACUCUUCAAGGUCACGAUCCAUGAGGACAGCUGGAAGAAGGCUAUGGAGGAGCUCAGCAAGGACGUGAACACCAAGUUAGUCCACAGUGAUCUGGAUCCCUUGAAGAAAGAAAUGGAAGAGGUCUGGAAAAUCGUCCGGAAGCUGCUGAUUGAGGGCUUAAGACUGGAUCCUGACAGUGCUGCUGGCUUUAGGAGGAAGCUGUUCAAGCGCGUGAAGUGCAUCUCCUGUGACCGGCCUGUGGAGAUGAUGACUGGCCCACAGCUGAUCACCAUCCGCAAAGCCCACCUGCUGUCCCGGCUGCGGCCAGCCAGCGCCAACAGCUGCGAGUACUUGCAGCGGCAACAGAUGAGGGAACAGCAGUGGCUGCAGCUCCAGGACCUCGGUAUCCAGGAGGAUUGUCAGCAGGACUGGGGUGAUGGCCCCCAAAACGCCACCAGCCUCAAGUGCAAGUCCUGCAACCUGUUGACGCUCUAUCCCUACGGGGAUCCCCACGUGAUCGACUAUGACAGCGCCGAGGUGGACAUCCUGGGCGUGGAUGGGAUCCUGUACAAAGGCCGCGUGAACAGCCAGCGUGGGGCUCAGCCCUUGGCCGUCGCAAAGGAGCUGGCAGCUGUGAAGGCUCCAUCUCCCCCGUCACAAAGCCUGUAUGACCGUGUGCACUCCAGUGCCCUAUUUGGCGCCAUCUGCCCCCCCCUGUGCCCCCGCUCCAGUGCCUGCUCAGCUGCCUCGGGCCCUCACCUGACGAUGCCAGCUCGACCACCUUCCCUGCCACCUCUGCUGCUGCUGCCACCGCUGAUUCCAUCCCUAAGGGACCCCCAGCAGGCCCCAGGGUCCACCAGGCUCUCAAGAGCUCCACACAUUGAGUCCCGAGUCGGCAGGAAGCCCCCCGAGGAGCCCGCCAACCCGUGAGCCCCACCCCGCUGCGCCCCCCAUCGCCAAGUCCCCUCCACGUCCGAGGCUGAGGCCCAUGUGGCCCUCCCACUCCCACCAAGUCCCCUCCACAUCGGAGGCUGAGGCCUAUGUGGCCCCCCACCCCCACCCCCACCAAGUCCCCUCCAUGUCCGAGGCUGAGGCUCAUGCGCCCCCCCCCAUCCCUACCAAGUCCCCUCCACGUCCGAGGCUGAGACCCAUAUGCCCCCCCCACCCCCACCAAGUCCCGUCCCCGGCUGAGACCCAGGGCCCUGAGCCUGGCCCAGAAAGGGUGCUGGGGCCCUGGAUAGAGGGGAGGGGUCUGUGUAGGGGACCCCCAUGCUGACCCAGUGGCUGUUUUAUCCUGUGCAUAUAAAUACAAACAGCACAGUGCACAUUCUCAUUCUACAUUGUCAUAUAAACACAGCUUUCUAGAGUGAA
This is a messenger RNA of Homo sapiens (human), 4734 nucleotides long. RefSeq names its product chromosome 16 open reading frame 96 (gene C16orf96). The record is from RefSeq and is marked validated. The transcript has 18 exons. NCBI's taxonomy places the organism in Eukaryota, Metazoa, Chordata, Mammalia, Primates, Hominidae. Bases 868 to 4293 code for a protein of 1141 amino acids.